Molecule: messenger RNA, 768 nt
Organism: Lachancea sp. 'fantastica'
Lineage: Eukaryota; Fungi; Ascomycota; Saccharomycetes; Saccharomycetales; Saccharomycetaceae
Source: the annotation of a GenBank genome assembly
AUGAAUGAAUCGAUUCCGCCUGUUGAAGCCCUUGAGAAACCCACUCAGCCCAAAACUGAGGGUUCAAUACGUGGAUUUGAGUGGUGGAGACGAACUUUCCAAUACAAGACAGGUUUGGGACUGACACCAACGGAAAAGAAGCAGUACGAAAACGAUUACGAGUUUGUUUUGCAGCGCAAACAGUGUAAUGACUGCUAUAAGUACCGAGACUGGAUACUACAAUACUCACCCACUGUGAUAUUCAUGGCACAACAAAUUGCAAGACUCAACAGUGGUGGUGGUGGUAAAGAUGAUAGUUUCGAAAAGUCUGGAGAUCAAGCAGUUCUGAAAUUUGACGAAUCGAAAAUCAUUUGCGAUGUGUGUCCCGAGUGGAGAAGUGGCGGGUUCCACCCAGAACUGGGGAUUCUAUUGUGCCAAAACCGGAUUCGCGAUAAAUGGCAUCUCGAAGAUACACUGGCACACGAAAUGGUCCAUUACUACGAUAACACCAGAUGGAUGGUGGAUUGGCUGGAUUUGAAGCACCAUGCAUGCUCUGAAAUCCGUGCUUCAAGUUUGAGCGGUGAGUGUCGUUUCAUGCAGGAAUUUGCCCGCCGUGGGCUGGGAUUCAAAGUCAAUAGAGGUCACCAGGAAUGCGUUCGUCGUAGAGCAACGCUCAGUGUGAUGGGAAAUCCAAAUUGCAAGAACGAACAACAUGCGCAAAAAAUUGUAGACGAAGUCUGGGACAGUUGUUUCGGCGACACACGUCCUUUCGAAGAAAUCUAUCGAUAG